Molecule: messenger RNA, 2686 nt
Organism: Closterium sp. NIES-67
Lineage: Eukaryota; Viridiplantae; Streptophyta; Zygnematophyceae; Desmidiales; Closteriaceae
Source: the annotation of a GenBank genome assembly
GCGUCCACGGCUCCUAGGAGGCUCCCCGUCCUACGACCGAGGACCUUUCCGUGUGCGUAGCGUACUACGUUUCGUUUUAGCACACAGUCUCCUGUCCCGUUAUUGUCUGGUCUUAUUAUAGUUGUUCCGUAGUUGCCAACCGCGCUGGCCGCUCUCAGAGAGUUCCUUCCAUCAUACUCGCUACACAUCAGCAGGUGAUUUUUGAGUCGACUCAAAAAUCAUACUCGCUACACAUCAGCUCGCACGUAAUAUUAGCAAGACGCCUCUACUUAGAUUUGCAAGUGAGUCGUUUCCCUGAUUACGAUUUCCGUGAGCGCCGUCCAAAUCAACGGUCAGGAUUGCCUGUUCAUGGGCAGUGAAGGCGAUCUGCCGUCCGCCAGCAAUCCCACUUCUAGUCACGCUCCUAACCCUAACGAAUCCGAAGUUACAGCCACCACCGCCAUAACUGCACCCACCACCUUUACCCCCGCUCGUCUCGCUGGUUACCCUACAGGCACUAGUCGUAACUUGGUAACCAGCGCUACGUUUGCUGGCAGCGCCGCCGAGCCGUUUCCUAAGCGCGCCAAGCUCUCCUGCCCCUAUCACGACUCGGCCGCUGCGACCGUGGUCCGCGGUUCUGCCCCUAUCGGUUCGUGCUCGUUCUGCGCAUCUGCCGCCGCAUCUCCCGGAAAAUCUUCCGAAGAUCACACCACCGGAGCUGCUGCUUCCGCUGCUGCCAGCUGUCACGCCACGAUUGGUCGGUUCGCGACCCUUUCGAUGGGGAGGGGGGCAGGGGACGGUGCUACGGGUGCUGCAGGGGGGGAGCAGGCAGGGAGGAGCUACCAGCCGUCCGAUCAAGAUCGGCGCGGAUCUAAGGGUCAGAUUCGUACGGUGGAAUACGUACGCCUUAUAGAGCAAGCUCUGCGUUCGCUGGGAUAUGACUCGAUAGCGGCGCAGCUGGAAGCGGAAUCAGGCGUAGCUUUGGAAUCCAAGCCGGUGGCGCAGCUUCGGCAAGCGAUCAUGGCCGGCCAAUGGGAGGAGAGUGUCGCGAUCCUGUCGAACCUACCAGGUUUAGACCUGUCUUUGCUUCGGCACGCGGAAUUCCUCCUCCUGGAGCAGAAAUUCCUUGAGCUUGUCGAAGCUGGCGAGGUUCGGGAAGCCCUGACGACCCUCCGAGGCAGGCUCGGGCCCACAGCUUCGGAUCCGAAGCGCCUGCACCAGCUGGCGGGCUGGCUGCUUUGUGCCGGACCUGAGGACCUGAAGGCUCGGUCGGGGUGGUCCGGGGCAGGUUCAGAAUCCAGAGGUUCGGUACUAAAGGUUGUACAGGCGCUGCUGCCGGCGUCAGUGAUGGUUCCUGAGCGGAGACUGGAGCAGCUUUUAGAGAGUACGGUGGAGAUGGGUCGAGAACGGUGCCACUACCACAACGUGUGUGACGAGGCUCUGUCACUGUUCACGGACCAUUCGUGUGGGCGGGAGAUGGUCCCCACUGUUACCACUCAGGUGCUGGAGCAGCACGAGGACGAGGUGUGGUGCGUGCAGUUCUCUCACGACGGCACCCGACUGGCCACUGCCUCCAAGGACCACACUGCCAUUGUUUGGCAGAUUCUUGACAGCUUCUCCCAUCGCCGCCUGCACACGCUAUCGGGCCACUCCCUGCCUCUCUCCUACGUGGCGUGGAGCCCCGACGACUCUCUCCUGCUCACAGCAGGCAACGACCCCUAUGUGUGCUUGUGGGAUGCCGCGACAGGGCAGCUGCUCCGCACCUUCAACAAGCACCAAGACGCUAUCUCGGCCUGUGCGUGGUUUCCCUGCGGGCGGCGUUUUUUGUCAGCAUCUGCGGUGAACGAUCGGACAGUGUGCGUGUGGGGCGUGGAGGGGGGCGAGCUGGCGUCUUGGAGUGGGGUGGGGCGGCACCUGUGGGAGCAGGAGGGGGCUGACUUCCCCCGUAUCAACGACCUCGCUAUUAGUAGUGACUGCUCGCACGUGGUGUCCGUGUGCAACGAGAAGGAGAUCCGAGUGCACGAGUUACCUGCAGGAGCGCCGCACGUGGUCAAAGAGACCAAGUCCAUCACCUCACUCAGCAUGUCUGUGGACGGCAGGUGGGUGUUGGUGAACCUGUCAUCAGGCGACAUCCACCUCUGGUCCAUUCGGGACAUCUGUGCUGCCAAGCCUCCCGACAAGCCAGCCUUUUCCUACAGCGGGCAGGUGCAAGGCCGCUUUGUGAUUCGCUCCUGCUUUGGCGGCCAUGACCAGCGCUUUAUCAUCAGCGGCAGUGAAGAUGCUCAGGUGUACAUGUGGCAUCGCGACACUGGGGAGGUUAUGGAGGUCCUUCCAGGGCAUUCUGGGACUGUGAACGCCGUCUCAUGGCCGGCCACUCGGCCGCACAUGUUUGCUACAGCCUCCGAUGACCGGACUGUCCGCAUUUGGGGCCUGUCGUCUGUAGCUGCUGGAGGCCAUGGGGUUAGUGGGGGGAUGGCACGUGGUGCUGUUAUCGAGGAGCCACGGGGAUGAUGGAGGGGGGGCUGCUAUGGUAGGAACGGAGUUGAGGGGGUGAAGUGAGGAGUCUGAUUGGCUGCUGGCGUGCCUCAUGGAAUCUCCUUGUCAAAUGAACAUUUGUAUUCGUAGUUUUGUUGGUGAUGCAAGGUUGUUGGGUGGGUGCUUUGUUGUACCACUUGUACAUAUAGGAUAAUGAAACAGAUUGAUACUU